This is a messenger RNA of Sitophilus oryzae (rice weevil), 850 nucleotides long. It is a transcript of the gene Dnali1, whose product is annotated as 33 kDa inner dynein arm light chain, axonemal. Gene Ontology annotation, cellular component: filopodium; axoneme. Bases 52 to 777 code for a protein of 241 amino acids. The transcript is spliced from 5 exons. Gene Ontology annotation, molecular function: dynein heavy chain binding. The record is from RefSeq and is a predicted model, not a curated record. Lineage: Eukaryota; Metazoa; Arthropoda; Insecta; Coleoptera; Curculionidae.
UUCAAAUGAAUUUUAAUAAUUUUGAAAGACGGUGACAAUACCUUUGUAAAAAUGGCAGAGAGACUGUUAGUUACGACAAAUACAUUAGUAAAAUACGACAACCCAAUUUUAGUAACGAGACAUGAACAAUCAACGUCUUCGGAAACCGACGAAGUUAAGAAGGGCGUUCUACAAGUAGAGGUAAAAAGAGAGACUGAGGAAAUAUUAAAUACGAUAUUACCACCUAAAGAAUGGGAAGAAGACGAUCAGUUGUGGAGGCAACAAGUGUCCACGACGCCCGCCACCAGAUUGGACGUGGUGAAUUUGCAAGAACAGCUGGAUAUGAGACUUCAGCAAAGACAGGCUCGUGAAACUGGUAUAUGUCCUGUACGUCGAGAACUCUAUACACAAUGCUUCGACGAAAUAAUACGCCAAGUAACGAUAAAUUGUGCCGAAAGAGGGCUUUUGCUCUUAAGAGUAAGAGACGAGAUGCGAAUGACCAUAGAAGCGUACCAAGCCCUUUAUUGCAGCAGUGUAGCGUUUGGCAUGAGAAAAGCCCUUCAAGCUGAACAGGGCAAAUCGGACCUAUUCCAAGAAGUCGAUAUAUUGAAAAACGAAAAAUUAGACCUGGAACAUCAGAUAACGGAACUAAAACAACGUGCAGAACAAGCUGACAGAAGGGCAGCAGAAACUCGUCUAGCUGAAGAAAGGAAACAUACCGAAGAAAUAGCCUUCCUCAAGAAGACCAAUUUGCAACUAAAGACACAACUGGAAGGCAUUAUAGCUCCCAAGAAAUAGAUGGCGAUAUUUUAGUAUUAACAGUUAUUUUAUAUGUAUUUAAUUUAAUAAAAGAUAUGUAAUGUAGUCGUGA